Effrenium voratum is the source of this 384-nucleotide messenger RNA. The record is from the annotation of a GenBank genome assembly. NCBI's taxonomy places the organism in Eukaryota, Dinophyceae, Suessiales, Symbiodiniaceae.
AUGAGCUCCGACGAGGAUGCGCAGCCUGGCCGGGGCAAGAUCCUGCAACGCCAGAAGAGGGAGAUCAAGGCUUUGCAGGAGCAGAAAAGAAUAGAAGCAGGAAAGCUGAUAAGCUUUGCAAAGGCAAAGCGGGAGAACAAGAAAAUCGAAGCAAGGCAGGAGAAGAGGGACCUGGACGAAAAGUUCCGGGUGCUGGAAGAGGAGUUGAAGGCAAAACACGCGGCAGAGCUUGAGAAUUUUGAGAGUCCUGAUAGCCCUGUCAGCGAGGCCCAGACGGUAAAUCCGGAAGGGUUCCUGGAGGUGGAGGAAGGCACGAGGAAAUCCAGAUUGCAGAAGAAGAAGGACCUACUCGCUGAGAUUGAGAAGGAGUUGCGCGAGGGCUGA